AUGUUUCAAGUUUUCUUCACUCUUCUACUUCUUCUUACUCUUCAAUGCAAUCAAAUUCAUACGAAAAAUAUUUCGAAUGAAACAACAACGACAACAAAAAUACCGGAAAAGUUAGUCACAAGCAAUGUUAAUCAAGAACGAUUGACCAUUUUAUUGUGCGAACAACGUGAUAAACCUUAUUUUCUUCCGCAUAAGUCGAAUAUCAGUCAAUUUUAUGUAUGUGUCAAAGGACAGUUAUUUCUACUCAAUUGUCCAUCGGGUUACAGAUUUGACGAAGAACAUAAUCAAUGUGUUCAUAAAACAAUCGAAAAUGCAACUAAACAAAAGCCAAAUAAGCCUGUUUUGACUCCACAUGAAACAAAUUGUGGUUGGUAUUAUGUUGAACGCGAAGCAACAGGUGAACGUGUUCUGAAUAGUUGUCCGAUGCCACAACUAUUUGAUAUUUCAACAUUCGAGUGUAAAAAUUAUACCGAAGUCAAAUGUAAAGAUCGUUUUGAACCGAAAGAUGCUUGCGAUUAUCAAAUCCGGUCAGCCGCUCAUUCGUAUCCAUGUUCGUAUCUACCGAGUUGUAAAAAUCGCCCAGAUGGUUUAUAUCCUGAUCGUUUACGUGAUUGUCGCAUGUACUUUCGGUGUACGUCAGAACGAAGUUCCGAGUCUUAUUCAUGUUCACAACAUAUUUUACCCUUUGGCGAACGAUUUAGUUUCGAAGAACAACGCUGUCUACCCGCACAAUUCGUCGAAUGUAUCAAUGAUCAACAAAAACCGAUGAUUUGA
This is a messenger RNA of Adineta ricciae, 774 nucleotides long. NCBI's taxonomy places the organism in Eukaryota, Metazoa, Rotifera, Eurotatoria, Adinetida, Adinetidae. The record is from the annotation of a GenBank genome assembly.